Messenger RNA from Ochlerotatus camptorhynchus, 740 nucleotides. Its product is annotated as adult-specific cuticular protein ACP-22-like. Gene Ontology annotation, cellular component: extracellular matrix. The transcript has 2 exons. The record is from RefSeq and is a predicted model, not a curated record. NCBI's taxonomy places the organism in Eukaryota, Metazoa, Arthropoda, Insecta, Diptera, Culicidae. The coding region runs from base 1 to 675 and encodes 224 amino acids.
AUGGCGCAAAUACCGGAUCCCAAAUCUCGGAUAUGCGUCUUCGUUGGAUACGACAAUAAUACAAAAGGGUAUCGACUUUACGAUCCGCAAUCGCGCAAGGUGUUCACCAGCCGCGAAGUCGUUGUGAUCGCUGCUGCUUUGGCUGCUACAACUGCCGCUUACCGUACUGGAAAAGGAUACAAUAUAGUGACUAAACACGCUACGCAGUACUAUGGAACUGGUCUUGGAUCGAGUGAAAACUAUGAAAAUUCCGGAUAUGGUGCAUCGGGCUAUGCUGGACAAGGAGAUGAUGGCUACUCUGUACAAGGAAAUCUCCGUUAUAUGAAUAAGGGCUUGAAAUACGACAACUACGAUCAUGACAGUCACAAGGAUUAUUACGCUUACCCUAAGUACAAUUACAAUUACGGUGUUCAGGAUUCUCAUACAGGAGAUCACAAGAGCCAGUGGGAAAUCCGCGAUGGAGAUGUUGUUAAGGGAGGAUACACUCUGUACGAACCCGAUGGUACCAAGCGUGUCGUGGAGUACACCUCGGACAAACACAGCGGAUUCAAUGCCGUCGUGAAGAAGAUUGGCCAUGCCCACCACCCACAAAUCUAUGGCACGGAGAACGGAAUCGCUGGCAGCGGUUACAAUGGACACCACGAUGACAGCUACAGUUAUAACAACGUUCACUGAAGCACGCUGGGAUCAUCGAUAUAAGUGUAGAACAGAAUUUAUUUAUUAUACUGAAUUUAACCUGA